Messenger RNA from Haemonchus placei, 384 nucleotides. Lineage: Eukaryota; Metazoa; Nematoda; Chromadorea; Rhabditida; Trichostrongylidae. The record is from the annotation of a GenBank genome assembly.
AUGAUCUUGUCGCGGACUGCCGCUGUCAUAGUAAGAGGUGUGCCCGGUGUUGUUGUUGUUCCGGGUGUCGCUGUUGUUCCAGAUGCCAUUUUUGUUCCAGGCGUCGUUGCUGUUCCAGACGUUUUCUUUCCCGAACUCGUACCUGUUCCGGACGUCAUUUUCACUCCAGAAUUCAUUGCUGUUCCGGACGUCAUUUUCGUUCCCGAACUCGUACCUGUUCCGGACGUCACUUUCGUUCCAGGAGUCGAUGCUGUUCCAGACGUCGCUUUUGUUGAGAGCGUUGACUUUACUGGAGUUUUAGGGGAAGCUGAAGAACUUCCUGCUGUGGAUGCCGCUGUGGUCGCGGCUAUGGAUGCUGAAAAUACUCAGAUGCUUCAAUACUAA